Molecule: messenger RNA, 663 nt
Organism: Vanrija pseudolonga
Lineage: Eukaryota; Fungi; Basidiomycota; Tremellomycetes; Trichosporonales; Trichosporonaceae
Exons: 4
Coding region: 47-361 (104 amino acids)
Source: RefSeq, a predicted model, not a curated record
CAAUCUCACUCUCAACCACCAGUCUGUAAGUUCGACAACAACCGCCAUGUCCAACGUCUUCAAGGAGUCUAACGCCCAGUCGACUGUCAACCAGGAGGGCGGCGCCCCCCAGCCUUCGUUCUUGAAGAAGAAGGGUCUCCUCGGCGCUGCGGGAGCCAAGGGUCUUGGCGGUGUCACUUCGUCGCCCACCGACAACGUCAUGUCGCCCAUCUCGGCCAAGCUCAACGGCGCCAAGCAGCGCCACUUCUCCAAGGGCAAGCCGAUGCACCUCGCCUCGCAGCUGAGCAGCCUGGCCGCGCAGGCAUCGCCCGCCAACUCGCCCGUCCCGGCCGAGAAGAAGGCGCCGCGUGCCGAGUUCUAAGCAGCCGACUGCUUCUAGACAAUCUAGACCGCUACAUCUAGAACAAACCAUAUCAUAAAGCUGCGCUGCGCCGCGAUGUGCCCCGCCUGUCAUCGACCAUCGUAUUUUCUGCCCGCCAGCGCUCGACCGACCGACUCCGACUCCGACCCGAUCUCGACCCCCCACCACCACAACCUCAACCCGCCCCCCACGCCUCCACACCCGAAGCUAGCGUGAUGCAUUGUAUGGGCGAUGCGGCGCGCCGUGGCGUGCGGCGUGUAGAGGGCUGGGAUUGACACUGCUGAUCAAAUGACUGAUGCAGG